AUGUCCAACUGCGCCGUUGCCGUUCUUCGUGGAGAUAAUGUUUCGGGAACUAUUUGGAUUAAGCAGAGCUCUGCAGAACAAACCGCUGAAAUCACCGGGGAGAUCUGCGGACUCUCUCCAGGCCGACAUGGAUUCCAUAUCCAUCAAUAUGGAUACUCGACUAAUGGAUGCACUUCGGCAGGUCCGCAUUUUAAUCCAAUGGGAACGACUCAUGGAGGACCGUGUUGUGAAACCCGUCAUUACGGAGAUUUGGGAAAUGUGGUGGCUGGCGGGGAUGGAGUUGCUAAAGUCAAUAUUACCGAUAAACUUGUCAUUUUGUAUGGAGAACAUUCUGUAAUUGGCCGUUCGAUGGUAAUUCAUGCAGAUGAAGAUGAUCUCGGAAAAGGAGGCGGUGAUAAGGAAGAGGAGUCGAAGAAGACUGGGAAUGCUGGUGCACGAAAAGCUUGUGGGGUUAUUGCUCUGGCUGCUCCACAGGGGAUGACUGGGUUGAAUUUGCUUACCUCAACGGCAUUGCCUCUUUUGUUUUGA
Molecule: messenger RNA, 528 nt
Organism: Caenorhabditis remanei
Lineage: Eukaryota; Metazoa; Nematoda; Chromadorea; Rhabditida; Rhabditidae
Exons: 4
Coding region: 1-528 (175 amino acids)
Biological process (GO): removal of superoxide radicals
Molecular function (GO): copper ion binding; superoxide dismutase activity
Source: RefSeq, a predicted model, not a curated record